AUGUACACCCGCACGGCCAUGGACCUCCAGAACAAGAAGGAGGACCUAGUUCUUGACAUCCAGGUGAGCGACCACUCCUGCAACCGGCUCACGAAGCAGCUGGACGCCAAGAGGAAGGAACGUGCGGCGCUUCACCAGCGUCUUCUGGAAGUUCGUCCGGAGAUGGUCAAGGCCCUCCUGUCUCAGGUGCUGGACAUGAGCCUCUCUGAGAUCAUGAAGACAGGCUUCUUGCACAAGACGAGAAGCCGACUCACCUUCCUUACCCGGGACUGGGCCUCCAUGCUGCUUCAAGAUGAGGAGGGCAGAUCCGCGCACCUGGGAACUCUGGUUUUGAGGGCUUGGGGAUCAGGCUUUGGGCGACUGCCGUGUUAA
Molecule: messenger RNA, 372 nt
Organism: Symbiodinium natans
Lineage: Eukaryota; Dinophyceae; Suessiales; Symbiodiniaceae
Source: the annotation of a GenBank genome assembly